This is a messenger RNA of Pseudomassariella vexata, 822 nucleotides long. RefSeq lists its product as uncharacterized. The record is from RefSeq and is a predicted model, not a curated record. The coding region runs from base 1 to 822 and encodes 273 amino acids. The transcript is spliced from 2 exons. Lineage: Eukaryota; Fungi; Ascomycota; Sordariomycetes; Amphisphaeriales; Pseudomassariaceae.
AUGACGGGUAGAGCAGAGUACUCGCCUGUGGAUCGGAUAUCUUUUAGUGCGGAUGAAACAGCCCAGUCGUUGCUGUCUCAGGACGAGAAAGGCUAUGUGUCUGAAGGAAGACGACCCACGCAUAGGCGCUACAACCUCGCCUUGAAAGCAAUUCUUCUGCUAUUUGUGUUAAUUUUGCAUGCAGCUCUGGUAGUCUUUCUUGCAAGUUGGCUUGCGCCUACCUUCUUCGGCUCUCCCGGCAACACGAAAGCCGAUGGCGUAAGCAAGCCGGGCAUUAAAGGAGGACACAACGGCGACACAUGCCAGUCGGAAGAUUCGUACCGACAGUAUACCUUUGAUGGAGUGGUCCGUGAUGAUUACAAGAACCCGCAUGCUGAGUUCUUACACACAGAUCCUUGCGGACAGAGCGCUGCUGAGGCAAGAGCGCGAGGUUGUCGUUACGGCAUGUUGUACGGUGCAUGGUUACCCGAAGCGUGCUACGACGAAGAAACAGAGGAGAACUUUAGGAAGUACACAGACUGGAAAUUUUGGCUUCAACCGAAUCGCACAGAAGAGCGUAGUUGGGAUGAGGUGGCUAAAGGGGAGUACGACUAUGUACUUGUUGAGUGGGAAUAUCACCAGCGUCAUUGCGCCGAAAUGAACCGGAGACUUUUCACAGCCAUGGCUAGAAGAGGCCUGCAUUCAAUCGAUUCGUAUUUGUCGCAAUGGAAGCACACGGAUCACUGCGCUCAUUCUGCCAUGGAGCAACGGCCAACUCACGAGCUAAACGCCAUUCUUUGGCGCAAAUUCCCCGACUGUGGGGUGGUUCGCUGGAAGAACUGA